UGCUGGCCCGACAGGCAGGGUUGCGUGCGUGCGUAUCCGCGUCUACCUGCCUACUCGCUCGCCCGCUCGUCCUCCCUCGGGAUCGGGGGAUCCUCGCGGGGCUUAGCCUCCCUUCGGAGGCGCCAACCCUCGCCGUCGCGCGCGCACACGCACGCACGCACGCUCGCGGCGCCCGCGGCCGUCGAAUGCGUCGCGACAGCGUGCCCCUCGCUGCACCUUUCUGUUUACCCGCCCGAUGGUUGGCGACGCUCGAGAUCGUCGUCGCGAUAUGAGCGCGGGGCGCACGGCCGCGGCCGCCGGUGGCAGCUGUCACGGGGAUGUCGGAGUCGGGACACCGCGGCCAGGCGACGGGACAUCGCGCGGACGUCGAGCGCUAGUCGAGCAACUAUCUCCAUGCUUAGCAGCGAUUUUCUCGGAACCACUUUAAAAUCACCCCCUCGAGCAUGGGCUCGAGCAGAAGAUCCGGCUCCGGCGGGAGCCGAGCGAACGCUGGCGUUCUCAAGGAGCGUGCCAACAUGUCGUUCAUGCUGGUCGUCAUGUUCUUCGCCGUGUUCGGCCUGAUCGUCCUCACGGAAAUAUUCCUGAUCGACGAGAGGCGCGGCGUGAGCAUCGGCGGCACGGGGGUACUCGGGGGUCACAGAGGCGGUCAUCGAUUGCCAGCUGCGCCCGAUCGUCCAGAUUACGGAGAAGUAGGAGCCGAAGAUUACGCCGGUUUGAAGGGUAGCUUUGACGAGCAUGUCGGGUUACUGGUACGCGGGGAGGACGGGGGUCAGAAGACGGUAAUACACCCGGAUCCGCGUGGCUUACCGAGCUUACCGCCCAGCUUGGAAGCUCGUUUACCGCAGCUGGAUCAGAACCUAAAGGUCACGCAUGCCGAAUGGUUGCCAGUCACCAACACAAGGUUCAAGUUUUUCGUUUAUUCGGCAUAUUUCGACAACAGAGUUAGCGGCGCGGGUACGCCGACUGGCAAGAGUCAGGGUGUAGUACGUGUGAUCAGCGCUACUAAAACCAGAGGACCGGAGCGCGUCUGGUGUAGGCUCUGGUACCGACAGCAAAACGGCGCAAACGUAACUGCCUCGGUAACAGUAGCUGCCAAAGUUAAGGUGAUCCGGGAGAAUUGGAAUCUUAAGUACAGUGCCUGCUUCGUGAUAUGCCCGUUACCUAAAGAAUCUCCGACGACGGAUAAGGUGCCGGAGGCCGUCAGCGUCGUGGCGAGACUGCGAGCGGUCCCGACAAAUCGUAUCCUCGUACAGAAUCGUUUCGAGAGCAGGACGAACGAUAGGGAGGCGUUGGCUGUUUGCGUCAAACCUUUGCAUUAUUAUUACAAUAGGGUUUUGCAAUUGGUGGAAUUUAUCGAGUUGCACAGACUCCUGGGCGCUACCCAUGUCACUUUGUAUAACGAUACUGUAGGCGCAGCGGCCGGCUGUGCGCUAAAAUAUUACGAAAACAAGGAUCUGGUUACGGUGCUACCGUGGCAUCAUCUCGACAUGAUUUCCCAGCGGGAAAUUCGCACGGAAGGUCUCUUCGCGGCGCUUAACGAUUGCCUCUACCGAUCUAUGUACAAGUACGAGUAUGUGGCGCUCGUGGAUCUGGACGAGUACAUUAUACCGAGGCAUAACGACACCAUAAUCGAUCUGUUACGGUGGAUGGGAAAUCGAAUCAACAUCAAGUCUACGGGCGCGUUUUCCUUUCAAAACGCUUUUUUUUACCUACAAUGGGCCGAUGAUCCAUUCGUGGCGACUAGCCGUACUCCCACUGAAGCCGGUUUGAUCACCCUGAAGAAAACACGGCGUAGGACCAAGUUGCAUCCCCACAAGCAACGUUCCAAGUACAUCUGUAAACCACAGGACGUGGUGGAGGCGGGCAAUCACUUUGUCUGGGAAUUUAUUCCAGGCCAUGGAACACUGAACGUGCCCUCCGAUGCCGCGAUCUUGCAUCAUUAUCGUGUUUGCGAGUUUGGCGGCGACGACUGCGUUAAAACGCAGUCGACGGUCGAUAGAACGGCCUAUAAGUACAGGGACCGGCUCGCCACGAAUAUCGACAAGACGUGGAUGGAAUUGCGCGCCGAGUGCUCACUUCCGGAGCUCGAUCCGGUCCCGGCAUUGACACCGCGAAUCAAAGCCAGCCCGCUCAGCAAGUCGGUCAGGUAGCGAAAGACCAUCGUCGAAAUCUUAUGGGACAUUGGCAAUUUUACCGGUACGCCGAAAGUCGCGAGGACCUAUUUCUACAACUACGGCGGUCCUUAGUUUUCUCAAAUUGAACUAAGCGAACUCCCGUCUUUUUUCACCAAACUCUCACUGGACCGUGUUUUUAAAUUUGCGAAACAAGAGAAUACGCUUACCAACGAGAUAAUAGAGAUUGAACGAGAAAAAAAAGAAAAGAAAACGAGACGCGAAUUAAUCAUAUUUUUCUACGUGACGGAUCCUUGAAUGGUUAGCGAAAUCUGGAGACAACCUGCCAAGUCUAUCGAGUUUGACGCUAUAUGGUGGUGCUUCUCUCUUACGAUUUUAUAUGGACUCUUCUAUCUGUAUCUUACAAUCCUUUCGUUCGUGCAGCAAACGUGAUCGUCUGCGACAAAUUGUAUUACCGUUAAGAAAGAUUGUUAUGGAAGGCCUAAAUCGCGGGCUAAAAGAAAGCAGUUGGUGAUAAAUGAGCAACAUUAGAUAUUAUUAUUCCUACUGUACCGUUAUUUCGAGGGUAAACCUUUUUUUUAGAUACUUGUAAAUCACACAAUGUAUCUUAUGCAUAUCCAUAGAAUCAAUAAUUAGCAUAGCGAUAUAUGUAUAAUAUGUAUUUAGGACUGUUAGAAAUUAAAUCUGCAGAGACAGCCUAGAAUUACAGUAUGCUCCCGAGAAAAAUUACCUCAGAUACAGUCUGUUGAAAAUUCUAAAAUCUAACGCUGAAAAAAAAACACAAAUAUGUUUAAACAAAAAGAUCAGCCAGUGUAAUAUCUUUUUCUCAAAAUCUUCUGCAAGAUUUGAUAAAUUUAAUUUGGAGUUUAAGUGAAUUAGUGUUUGUUUUUACUCGUAUAUACCAUAUCUUUUUAUACAUAUAUACGCAAAAGUAUAAAAAGUAAAUGGCUUUGUGAUACUAUAAAUUAUUGUACAAUUCGUCCGCGUUUGCAAUCGUCUCUAGUCGAAAAAAAAAACAUAACAAAUGCCACAUAAUGUGAUAUACAUUUUUUUUAUAUAGAUAAAUAACGUUUUUUAAAAACAUGACAUGUUGCUUUUGCCGCACAAAAUUCCAUGAUUAUUUUCUAAUCUGUUGAUCGUUUUGUUAACAAUUAUUUCAAUAAUAAACAUCGAAAAAAUUGAUAUAUAUAUAUAUAUAUAUAUAUAUAUAUAUAUAUAUAUAUAUACAAGCAAAUAGAUCGAUGAUGAGAGUAAGAGAAACUGCACCAGGGAAUUUCAUAGAAAGAUAAAACGCAAUUGUAUCAAACUGAUACAAUUUACGAGUUGAUGAAAAGGAGAUUUCUGACAAUUGAAUUGAUACUUUGUAAUAUACUGAAUACUGUUGCGGCAGAUGUGUGAGAAUAUAGCAGUCUUUCUAUUUAUUUAAUGCAAAAAGAAAUCAUGUUUCUUACACGCACACAAGUUUAUGUAUAUAUGUGUAUACACGCCUGUGUACGUUACAUGACACGUACAUACAUGACAUGUAAAAUAGAUUUAAGGUACAUAUGUGUGAUCGGUGCUGAGCUACAGUCGACGAUGUGUCGAUAUUGAUUAUAUUGACAAAAUUAAUAAAUAUGAUACUAGGAC
Vollenhovia emeryi is the source of this 3758-nucleotide messenger RNA. RefSeq lists its product as uncharacterized. The record is from RefSeq and is a predicted model, not a curated record. NCBI's taxonomy places the organism in Eukaryota, Metazoa, Arthropoda, Insecta, Hymenoptera, Formicidae. The transcript is spliced from 8 exons. The coding region runs from base 444 to 2150 and encodes 568 amino acids.